ACGCGGCAUUCUACGAAAUGUGGUUUGCGGCUUAUUUACUAACAACAUGGCUUUCUAUGAUCGAAGCGUCGCGCGCUCACUACAGCAACAUUUCCCACGAGUUCACGACUCCAGUGGAUGAAAUUGGUCCUAUGCUACAUGACGAGGGCAUGCAAACGUCUACCGUUAUAGCCGGUCUCAUGCCAGAUUCAUUUGGUGAAAUGUUCAACUUCCUAGACGGAGACAGUUUCGGAAUUGGUCCAAUGCACGAGUUUGUAUACGGAUGGCAGGCAAUUGUAAACACAAUGAGUAUGAAGAAUAACGUCGAAGUACGUAAACGCGCUGGUUUACAACGUUUUGCUUUAGCGGGGAUAAACGGCAUAACUCUGAUAUCACAUAUUGGUGUAACGGAAAUCAUGAUCAAUGGAACCCGGACUUAUUGUUUUGGAGGCGUCUCUCGACCGCCUGGAAGAAGAAGUGUAAUUUGCAAGGGAGCUAUGUAUCAGGAGGGACGGUUCACAUGUAAAGUGCCCUAUCUACGGUACCCAACUGUUUUGGGAUACAAAUAUUGCAUUGACUGGUACGCUGCUGUUGUUUCCACUAACGACACCUACAAAACCACAUAUUGCGCUCGUGGAGAAUCGGUUCCUAAAUUUCAUUACGACUAUAUCUGCGAAAGAAGAGACGUUAAAAUAAAACGAGUCAAUUUAACUGAUCCUAAUGAGAGAUUCAAUAUACGUAACCCCGUAGUGCGACGGGCUGAGUAUUAUCGCGCUCCGUAUGACAUAUUGAAGGCAUGUCCGGAUUGGUAUGGAUGUAAUCUUCGUAUAGCCCCGGAAACAUUACAUCAGCCCUUGCCGACUGGCCUAUUGGACGCUAACGAAACAGCUUUCGUUGGACAUGGAGGGAAAUACUGGCUCGCUCUUUAUUAUACACAGCUCUCGACGUACGCGGUUUAUUUCCAAGCUCAUGGUGAAUAUCCUUGGCAGUCCAGCAGACCGGUUGUGUCUAUUGAUAAGGGAGGUAUUUGGGAACAGCUACUCAAAGCGAACAUUGGUCCCGAUAUGAACCUGCAUUAUAAUUUGAAUGGUAUCUACAACAGGUACCCUGGAGGUGUCGUUAUGCCUGAUCUUAUGAGGAACGAUGGUCAGGUUCAACCAGCUAACUUUAGAACGGAAACUCGAGAUACUGCUCCAGAAGAUGUUAUUGUGGGUAACGCUCACCUCUCAGCCGAAGGUCCAGGUGCUGAGCCAAAUGCUGGAGAAUAUAAGUUUAUUCACGACUCGCAAAUUCAGCCAAGGUUCGAACAUGGGAAGAAUUUAUAACAUAAUUGGUAAUACA
Messenger RNA from Vanessa atalanta (red admiral), 1320 nucleotides. RefSeq lists its product as uncharacterized. The transcript has 10 exons. The record is from RefSeq and is a predicted model, not a curated record. The coding region runs from base 18 to 1304 and encodes 428 amino acids. Lineage: Eukaryota; Metazoa; Arthropoda; Insecta; Lepidoptera; Nymphalidae.